Rana temporaria (common frog) is the source of this 6081-nucleotide messenger RNA. RefSeq names its product MAM domain containing glycosylphosphatidylinositol anchor 1 (gene MDGA1). Lineage: Eukaryota; Metazoa; Chordata; Amphibia; Anura; Ranidae. Gene Ontology annotation, molecular function: axon guidance receptor activity; cell adhesion molecule binding. Gene Ontology annotation, biological process: homophilic cell-cell adhesion; synapse organization. Gene Ontology annotation, cellular component: cell-cell junction; axon; plasma membrane. Bases 1925 to 4903 code for a protein of 992 amino acids. The transcript has 18 exons. The record is from RefSeq and is a predicted model, not a curated record.
CUAAGGAUGGAUGGGACUGGCACCUUCCUCUCAAGAGUCCUGAGGAUGGAUGGGACUGGCACCCUACUGCAAGAGUCCUGAGGAUGGAUGGGACUGACACCCUACUGCAGGAGUCCUGAGGGUGGCACCCCCUUGCAAGAGUCCAGAGGAUGUGGAUAGGACUGGCACCUUCCAGCAGCUGUGCACACACUGAGACACCCAGAGAUGCAGAGGAGGAGGAGGAGGAGGAGGAGAGCAGCUUUGCAGCCCAUCCUCUGGCUUCUGUCUAAUUGGUCCUGAGGGAGGCAGGAAAUUUGGGCAGGAGAGCUUCGCCUCCUCCACUACAGACAGCAUGUAAUUGGUCCUCUGUAUUUUCAUAUAAACUGGAGGGGAAUCAAAGAGCUCAGAGAGAGGAGAAGAGGAGCUGGGAGCAGCAGCAGGGAACUUCUCCAGGUCCUGAGCAUCUGGAAGGGGCCAGGAGGAGCCCCCCCACAUCCUUGACAACCCUACACAGGACUGUACACUAAAGACCUCCACAUCACUAUUGCCAUGCUUGGCUGAGAGCAGCAGGGAAGUUCUCUAGAUCCUCUACCCUGCCCAGGACUGGACCCUACAAACCCACAUAGCAUCAUCCCUAAUUCUUGGCUGGGAGCAGCAGGGAAGUUCUCCAGAUCCUCUACCCUGGUCAGGACUGGACCCUACAGACCCCCAUAGCAUCAUCCCUAAUUCUUGGCUGGGAGCAGCAGGGAAGUUUUCUAGAUCCCCUACCCUGCCCAGGACUGGACCCUACAGUCCUCCAGAGCAUCAUCCAUAAUUCUUGGCUGGGAGCAGCAGGGAAGUUCUCCAGAUCCUCUACUCUGGCCAAGACUGGACCCUACAGACCUCCAGAGCUUCAUCCCAAUUCUUGGCUGGGAGCAGAAGGCAACUUCUCCAGAUCCUGGGCAUCAUCAGGAUCCCCCACAUCCUUAACCCUUCCCAGGGCUGGACCCUACAGACCUUCUGAGCACCAUUCCCAUCCUUUGGCUGGGAGCAGCAGCGAACUUCUCCAGGUUUUGAGCUUCUGGAGAGACCAAGAGGGGCCCCCACAUCUUCCCAGGACUGGACCCUACAGACCUCUUCCUGAGCAUCAUCGCUAUCCUUGGCUGGGAGCAGCAGGGAACUUCUCCAGGUCCUCCGCAUCUGGAGGGUCCCCACAUCUUUAACCCUUUACUAGAGAACCGGACCCUACAGACCUCCUGAGCUUCAUCCCCAUCUUUGGCAGGGAGCGGCAGCAUUGCAUAUAGAAGAAACAAGGAUUUGGGAGGUGCUUUGGUGGCCCUGGGGGGCCCUUGGCUAUCAUCGCUUCUCUGCUCCAUCUUUAACCCUUUCCUGGACUUAUUCUACCUCCACCAGUCCUUCUCCAUUGGGCAGGAUUGCAUGAAGAUUGGCAUAAAGGGGGCACUGGGGGGAAGAUUAUUAUUACCCUCCCUCUCUAUUUGUACUCCACUGUUAACCCCUUCCUUGGUCUGUCUCCACCCUGGUAAAGCUGCAUUGUGGCAGGAGGGGAUCCAGGAAUCCAUUCACCUCCGUUGAUCCCACAGGUGGUGGCAGGAGGGGGUCCAGGAAUCCAUCCACGUCCAUUGAUCCCACAGGUGGUGGCAGAAGGGUGCCCUCUGCUGGAUGGGCAGGACGAGGCACCUGUUGGAUUCCGACAAUUGGCAUCUCGGGGGAUUGCGCUGGCAUCGGAUGGGAGAUAGAAGAGGAGGACAUCACAUGUACUAAGAGGGCAGGAGGGAGACUGGCUGAUCCCACCCUCUGCUCACCCUUCACCCUCUGCACACCCCACACCCGGGGGCUGCACACACACUGCCAGGGGGCAUUACAGGCGGGCGAUGUGAUCGGCUGUGGAUGGUCAGGCUCUUGGCACUGGAGAAGGGUGGCACUGCCUGGAUGUGUCUGGCUGCUGAUGCUGGGAGUCGGAAGGAUGGAGAUGUUGUGGAUCCUCUUCCUGUCUCUUCUCCCCGGGCGCAGCAGGGGACAAGGAGCCUACGCUGCGGCUCAGGCUCAGAUUAUCCAUGGCAGUCAGGCCUGUGUGGACAACAAUGACAAUGUGAGUGAACGGGUCUACACCAUCCGAGAGGGCGACACGCUGGUGCUGCAGUGCCUGGUUAACGGACAUCCCCGGCCGCAGGUGCGGUGGACAAAAACAGCAGGCAGCGCCUCGGAAAAGUUCCAGGAGACCUCCAUCUACAACGAGACCCUGCGCAUAGAGAAGGUUCAGAGGAUGCAGGGUGGCCGAUACUAUUGUAAAGCCGACAAUGGGGUUGGGGUCCCGGCCAUCAAGUCCAUUCGAGUAGAUGUGCAGUAUCUAGAUGAACCCAUCCUUACUGUUCACCAGACCAUCAGCGAUGUAAGAGGGAGUUUCUACCAGGAGAAGACCGUCUUCCUGCGAUGUACUGUCAGCUCCAAUCCCCCGGCCCGCUUCAUCUGGAAACGAGCCACAGAGACCUUGUCCCAAAGCCAGGACAAUGGGGUGGACAUCUACGAACCUCUCUACACACAGGGUGAAACCAAAGUGCUGAAGCUGAAGAACUUGCGUCCUCAAGACUACGCCAAUUAUACGUGUCAAGUGUCUGUGCGGAAUGUUUGCGGAAUCCCCGAUAAAUCCAUCACUUUCCGGCUCACUAACAAGACAGGAGCAGCUUGGUGGGGACGAGCAGGAGAUGACACAAUGGUGUAUAGAAGCAAGAGAUCCAUCCCGUCUCCGCUAUGGCUGAAAACAGAGGCCGCUCCGCCCAACUUGAAGUUGUCGGUGAACGAGACGCUGGUGGUGAAUCCAGGGGACAACGUCACUAUGCAGUGUUCUGUCACCGGGGGCGACCCUACCCCCAAAGCCGUCUGGUCGCACUCCCCUAAUCCCAUGCCUCCCAACAGCGUCAGCAGAGGGGGGAACCUGACCAUCUGGAACAUCCGGCCCCAGGAUUCCGGCUACUACAACUGUACGGCCAUCAACAACGUGGGCAACCCGGCCAAGAAGAUGGUCAACGUCCUAGUGAGAUCCAUGAGAAACCUGACAUAUCAGAUCACCCCGGAUGGCAUUAAGGAGAGCGAGACCAUCCAGCUGACUCAGGAGUUGAAGCUGUCUUGUCAUGUGGAUGCCGUGCCGCAGGAUAAGGUCCAGUACACGUGGUUCAAGAACCAGAAGGUGGUGAAGGAGACCAACAGGAUCGUCCUCAGCAGAAACGACCCGGAACUGCCUCCAGGGAGCAGCAGUCUAGAGAUCUUAGAGCUGAGGUUCACCGACUACGGCAUCUAUAUGUGCGAGGCGACCUUACCCAACCUGCCCUUUACCCUGAAGAGCGGUGACAUCAACAUCUCCACAGAGACAGUGCCGCCAUCGCUCAGCGUACCCAAGGAACGGGCAGUCAUCACGGUACGGGAGGGCUCCCUUGCAGAGCUGGUGUGUGAGGUGCGGGGGAAGCCGCUUCCUCCCAUUCUGUGGACCCGCGUGGACAAGGAAGGUGGAUUCCCCUCCGGUGAAAUGGUGGUGGAAACUCCCGACGGUAGACUACGGCUGGAAAACGUUACGCGGGAAAUGAGCGGGACUUACAAGUGUCAGACGGCGCGAUAUAACGGCUUCAACAUCCGGCCCAGAGAAGCUACAGUGCAGCUCAAUGUCCAGUUUUCCCCGGUGGUGGAGCCAAAGUUUCUGGACAUCCGGCAGGCGAUGAGGCGCAGUGUGUCGCUGCGGUGCAACAUGCUGAAAGGGAGCCCGGUGAAAGUGGCCACCGCCGUCUGGAGGUUCAACCGGAACCUUCUCGUUCCCUCUGUAGAACAGCAAGAAUUUUCUGAGUACAAGAUACCCAGUAUGAGCCAGGAGAGCAGCGGCACCUACGAAUGUAACAUCUCUAACGACGUUGGCUCUGACACCUGUGUCUUCCAGGUGACCGGCAAAGCCUUCAGCCCAGAAUUCUACUACGACACCCUAAACCCCACUGAAUCCAACAAGCAGUCUAGAAACUACUCAUAUUUGAUCCAGUGGACCCAGAAAGACCCCAGUGCAGUGGAUCCAGUAACGAAAUACAGACUGGACUGGAAACCGGCAAACACGAAGGGAACAAGCACGGCAACCGUGGAGGUGAAGGAUAUGAGGAAGGGCGUCCUCCAGAGGUACCGGCUCACCGAUCUCAAGAUUCCCCAGAGUUACGAGGUCAAGGUUACACCAAUCACCGCCUUUGGACUUGGAGACCCCGCCUCACGCAUCGUCCGGUACACAGAGCCUAUCAAUUACCCAAACCCAACCGCAGAUAACACAUGCAGUUUUGAUGACGAGAAGCUCUGCGGGUUUGUGCAGGAUAAAGACGACACCUUUGACUGGAUCCGCCAGAGUUUGAAGACGAAAGAUCCCAAAAGGACGGUGAACACGGGGCCAGAAAAGGACAACGGUGGCACCGAGGAAGGUUUCUUCAUGUUCAUCGAGGCGUCACUGCCGCGGAAGGCGGGGGACAGAGCGCGGCUCAUCAGUCCCAUGUACAACGUGACCAUGACCAAAAUGAAACCGCCCAAAGCUCCAUCGUACUGCAUCUCCUUCUAUUACCACAUGUGGGGGAGACACAUAGGUCGUCUGAACGUUCUGCUCCGAGCAUUUAAUACCGGCGACAUGCAGCUGUGGUCACUGAACGGCGACAAUGGCAACAAAUGGCAACUCGCUAACAUUCAGAUCAACCCCACCCGACCCUUCCAGGUCAUAUUUGAAUGUAUUACCGGCAACGGGAUGGAAGGCGACAUGGCCAUCGACGACGUCACCAUAAAAAGAGGAGAGUGUCCGAAACGGAUAAGCUCGCCGCAAAAACCUGCAGCACCUCCUGGCAAUCUGGCCCGUCACUCCCACUCAGGUUCUCUAUACUGGCUCCUGACUUUCUUCUUAUUCGUCCUCCUGAGAUGAUACUCCGCUGCUCCUGUUGGAUUCAGAACCAGGCCGUCCCAUCUUUUUGUACACUUUCCUCCUCGAUCCUCCUCCACCGACACACCAAAGUGUCAAGAUAUUACCAAAGACCGGCAAGCGUGAUGGCUUGAAGGCGCCAAACGAGAGACUGAAGACUUCCUUUGAGAAGUUCAAACGCGUCUACAAUACAUCCAAGGAGAGAGAGAGAAGUCAGGGAAGGCAUUGAUACAAAGUAGAAAGAGACGACAACGUCAGGACAAGGUGGAAGCAGAGAGGAAAACCCGGACGUGAUCUAACUAUUGACUCAGAGAUGCUAAGACUUGUCCACACGGGAGAUGUGGACUUCAAAAGAUAAUAAAAAAGGACAAGCAACAUUUAUAAAGAAACUAUAUUGAGAUUAUAAGCACAAAUUUCUAACAAACUGUGGAGACCGUGGCUGGGAGAAUGUUACCGGUACUCUGCCUUAGGAGCAGAAACUUUGUUGGAACGUCCCGGCUGCUGUAGCCCGAUUUUCUAAGUAGAUUCCUUUUCGCGUGCUGCUCCGUUUCACCUAUGCCCAUGUACAACCCACGCCAUUUGCAUGUGCUCCACUGCCCCUUAUGUACAUCGCCAUGUAACCAAGCGUCUUUAGCCAUCCAUUUUGAACAUGUUUACGCAUUUCAGGGAAGGGCGCACACCGACUGUCGCUCCCGGUGAAAGCAAAAGAUUGUAGACUUCAUCCCGAGUAUGGUUAGAGCAUAGCCAACGUUUUAGGUCUUCCCUGUGGGCACGUCAAGCGAAGCGCGGGAGUCGUGGGUCACGCCCAUCAUCUUACAGACCGUCCAAAGAUUGGAGAAUGCAGUUUAUGUAAUUUAGGUACAUAUAUAAAUAUAUUUAUUAUAGAAGGAUACUAAGUCGUAGAAAUGGCUGCUUGAAAAAAAAUAUAUAACAUUUAGCGUUCAAUGAUCUUCCUCCUUUCUGAAAAAAAAAACAGGCAUACCAGUGCCCCGUCCUCAGACUCAACAUUGCCUCCGUUCGUCUAUCAUUCUUCAUUUCCAGGUCUCAUGACAUUCGCUCUGUUCAUACACACUUCAUAGACCUCAGCAGGGGACUUCACACAGCUCAUGCAAUCAGUACAAUGACAUUUAGGAAAUUGUUACCAAAUCUGAACGUUUUAAAUAAACAGAUAUCUAUUUCUA